Molecule: messenger RNA, 2013 nt
Organism: Podarcis raffonei (Aeolian wall lizard)
Lineage: Eukaryota; Metazoa; Chordata; Lepidosauria; Squamata; Lacertidae
Product: vomeronasal type-2 receptor 26-like
Exons: 6
Coding region: 1-2013 (670 amino acids)
Biological process (GO): G protein-coupled receptor signaling pathway
Cellular component (GO): membrane
Molecular function (GO): G protein-coupled receptor activity
Source: RefSeq, a predicted model, not a curated record
AUGGUGGCAUUGUUCUUCUUGCUGCUGAUUCUACUUCCUCAUGCAAUAAGCAAAUCUCCCAUUGUUAAAUGUCAUGUCCUUGAUCCAUACAUUCCACUUCAUCAAUAUCAUCAGGAAGGAGACCUCAUCAUUGGUGGCAUAGCCUCUCAUAGCAUCAUCAUCUCCAUUUCAAUAGCCUUCACCGAAAAACCCCUACCAACAUUGCAUGAAGAGCUAAAUGUGGUGCCAAAGAAUUACCAGCACAUCCUGGCCUUGCAAUUUGCAGUGAAGGAGAUCAACGAAAACCCUAAGCUCUUACCCAAUGUCACUUUAGGCUUCCGCAUCUAUGACAGCUAUUUCAAUGCCAAAUGGACCUCUCAUGCAACAAUGUUGCUCAAAUCCACACUGGAAACAUUUGUCCCCAACUACAUCUGUGACAUCGAGAAAAACUUGAUAGCCAUCAUUGGGGGACUGGACUCCCAAACUUCUCUUCAUGUGGCAACAAUCUUGGAUAUCUAUAAGGUUCCGCAGGCAUUUGGCUGUGUAUUUCCAAAUCAAGUGGUUGGCAGUGUGAAGGGGGAUAUUUGCACUGGGCAAGAGAAGCUGGAGAAUCUUCCUGGUCCUUUCUUUGAAAUGAGCAUGACCAGCCAGAGCUACAACAUCUACAAUGCUGUCUAUGCUGUGGUUCAUGCUUUACAUGCUAUGUUUUCAUCCCGAGGCAAACACAGACGAGUAAUGAUCAAUGGAGGAAUGAAGUUUGACAAACAACCGCUGUGGCAGCUCCACCAUUUUCUGAGGGGUAUCUCAUUCAACAACAGUGCUGGGGAUAAGAUUUCCUUCGACCGGAAUGGGGAGAUACUAGCUGGAUUUGAUAUUACCAAUUGGAUUCUUUCCUCCAACCAAACCUUUCAGAGAGUGAAGGUAGGAGGGGUGGAUUCCCUGGCUCCUCCACAUCAAGCGUUGACCAUCAAUGAGGGAGCCAUAAAAUGGCACCAUUGGUUUAACCAGACAAAGCCUGACUCUGUAUGCACUGAGAGCUGCCGCCCUGGUUUUUACAGGAAAGUAAAGGAGGGGGAAGCAUUUUGCUGCUACGAUUGCAUCCCAUGUCCAGAAGGGAAGAUUUCAGAUCAGAAGGACAUGAAUGACUGCUAUGAAUGUGAAGAUGAAAAGUAUCCAAACAAAGAUAAGAAUUUAUGUAUUCCCAAGCAUACAACAUUAUUGUCCUUUGAAGAACCUCUGGGCCUCAGCUUAGCCUCUUCUGCUCUUUUCUUUGCUUUCAUUACAGCACUGGUACUAGAAAUAUUUGUGAAGCACAGGGACACUCCCAUUGUGAAAGCCAACAACCGGGACCUCACCUACGCUCUGCUCAUCUCCCUCUUGCUUUGCUUCCUUUCUGCAUUACUGUUCAUCGGAUAUCCUAACAAAGUGGCAUGUCUCCUCCGCCAAACUGCGUUUGGCAUCAUCUUCUCAGUGGCUGUUUCUUGUGUGCUGGCAAAAACCAUCACUGUGGUUCUGGCUUUCAUGGCCACAAAACCAGGAUCCAGGAUGAGGAAAUGGGUGGGGAAGGGACUGGCAAACUCUAUUGUCCUCUCCUGCUCCCUUAUCCAAGCACUCAUCUGCACUCUGUGGCUGGUGAUCUCUCCUCCAUUCCCUAAUGCUGAUAUGAAGUCAGUGGCUGAAGAAAUUGUACUGGAGUGCAAUGAGGGGACGGUGACUUUUUUUUACUGUGUCUUGGGCUACAUGGGCUUCCUAGCUUUGGUCAGUUUCACUGUGGCUUUCCUUGCCCGGAAAUUACCUGACAGUUUCAACGAAGCCAAGUUCCUCACUUUCAGCAUGCUGGUCUUUUGCAGUGUUUGGUUGUCCUUUGUUCCUUCCUACUUGAGCACAAAGGGGAAAUACAUGGUGGCUGUGGAGAUCUUCUCUAUCUUAGCGUCCAGUGCUGGCUUGUUGGGUUGCAUCUUUUCCCCAAAAUGUUACAUUAUUUUGCUGAAGCCAGAGCUAAACAGUAGGGAACACCUAAUAAGAAGAAAAUGA